This is a messenger RNA of Colias croceus (clouded yellow), 1035 nucleotides long. It is a transcript of the gene Tim10, whose product is annotated as mitochondrial import inner membrane translocase subunit Tim10. Gene Ontology annotation, biological process: protein insertion into mitochondrial inner membrane. The transcript is spliced from 4 exons. The record is from RefSeq and is a predicted model, not a curated record. NCBI's taxonomy places the organism in Eukaryota, Metazoa, Arthropoda, Insecta, Lepidoptera, Pieridae. Gene Ontology annotation, cellular component: mitochondrial inner membrane. Bases 322 to 603 code for a protein of 93 amino acids.
UUAACAGUAUUGUCAAGUGUCAUUUGGUUUAAAAUAGUAUGUCGCUUGGAAAAUUUGGAAAAAUAACACUUUCUUGGUAAUUAUUUGCACAAUAAUUACAGUAAUCAUUCCCAUAAAUUUGUCCUUUUUGUGUGUGGGUUGGAAUUACAGCCUUCAGUUUGUCAUUAUUCGUGUUAGCCAAAAGCUCUAUUAAUGACAAGCGUUUGGAGAAUAUGAAAUCUCGUGAACGCAUGAAAAAAUCUAACGAAGGAGAAUAUCCAGACGUAUAUCGCAAAUUGUAAAAAGUAAUUUCUAAGGUAACUUCUUAAUACAUUCAUCAAAAUGGCCGCACCUCUGCUAGACCCUGCAAAACUGCAGUUAGUGCAGGAAUUGGAGAUUGAAAUGAUGUCCGAUAUGUACAACCGUCUUGUCGGGGCUUGCCACCGCAAAUGCAUACCUGUGAAGUAUUUUGAACCUGAAUUAGGCAAAGGCGAAUCAGUUUGUCUAGAUCGUUGCGUCGCCAAAUAUCUAGAUGUACAUGAACGCAUUGGCAAGAAGCUGUCCAGCAUGUCGCAGGGCGAAUCUGAAGAUUUGACGAAAAUCAACCUCCAGGAAAAGAAAUAGUAGUGAACAUUGCAGUAAAUUGUUACCAUAGACAAUAACUUUGACAUUUGCUGGAUGACAGUUAGUUUAGUGUUGCCAUAAUGAAAGGGUUGAGUGUUUUUUGGGAAAUGCUGAUAUUUUUUGUAUUGCAAUAAAGUCAGUAUACAUGUUUGUUGAAACAGAAUAAUUUAUAAUUUUUUACAGAAUUGUCUGAUACAGGUGGUUUCAAUUUACUACAAUUAUAGAAAAAUUAAAUUAUUGGGUUUAGUUGGUAUCCAAACUUAGUGAGAGUACAAAAUAUUGUUUCAUGGCAUUUAUGUGCGCAAAUAUACACCAAAAGAGCUUGCUCUAAUUUAUUUAUGUGAUCACUUCUUGAAAUUGUUUGCAGUUUGAAUGCAUUUGUUUUUAUUUUAGUCUCAUUGUUAGUUAGUAAAUAAAACAAAAAGGAACAUG